Messenger RNA from Frankliniella occidentalis (western flower thrips), 2457 nucleotides. It is a transcript of the gene SdhA, whose product is annotated as succinate dehydrogenase [ubiquinone] flavoprotein subunit, mitochondrial. Gene Ontology annotation, biological process: tricarboxylic acid cycle; mitochondrial electron transport, succinate to ubiquinone. Gene Ontology annotation, molecular function: flavin adenine dinucleotide binding; succinate dehydrogenase (quinone) activity; electron transfer activity. Lineage: Eukaryota; Metazoa; Arthropoda; Insecta; Thysanoptera; Thripidae. The coding region runs from base 119 to 2104 and encodes 661 amino acids. The transcript is spliced from 12 exons. The record is from RefSeq and is a predicted model, not a curated record.
CAGUCGACGCGAGGGCCGCUCGAUCUGCGUCUGCGCUCGUCAGUCGUAUGACUCCGAGAAGGGCAUCUACGUAGUUGAAGAUUUUAUUUCGAACCGGGAUUAUUGUACAAAAAGUGCCAUGUUAAACGUCGCCUCUAUGGCUGCGCGCUCCGCGCCGGCCCUCUCUGUGAAGGGCGCGGGGAUGCCAGCUUUGACAGCAGUUGCUCGCAACUUCCACUACACUGUUGGUGGUGUCAAAUCCGAGGCUAAAACUUCAGACGCUGUGUCUCGGGACUACCCAGUUGUUGACCACACAUUUGAUGCUGUGGUAGUGGGAGCUGGUGGGGCUGGCCUCCGAGCUGCCUUUGGUCUUGUGGCCGAAGGAUUCAAGACGGCUGUUAUUACCAAGCUUUUCCCAACCAGAUCACACACAGUUGCUGCUCAAGGUGGUAUUAAUGCAGCUCUUGGUAACAUGGAACCAGAUAACUGGGUUUGGCACAUGUAUGAUACGGUGAAAGGAUCAGAUUGGCUUGGAGAUCAAGAUGCAAUUCACUACAUGACCCGUGAAGCUCCUAAGGCUGUGACAGAAUUAGAAAACUAUGGUAUGCCCUUCAGCCGAACUCCUGAAGGAAAGAUCUAUCAACGAGCCUUUGGUGGUCAAUCUUACAAUUUUGGCAAAGGUGGCCAGGCACACAGAUGCUGCUGUGUUGCAGACCGAACUGGUCACUCCCUUCUUCACACCCUUUAUGGCCAGUCUCUUCGGUACGAUUGCAAUUACUUCAUUGAGUACUUUGCCCUCGACCUUUUAAUUGAAGAUGGAGAAUGCCGAGGUGUUAUUGCCAUUUGUCUGGAGGAUGGAUCUCUUCACAGAUUCAGAUCUAAGAAUACCAUUCUUGCAACUGGAGGCUAUGGACGUGCUUACUUUUCCUGCACAUCAGCCCACACCUGCACUGGUGAUGGCACAGCAAUGGUCACACGUGCUGGCCUGCAGAAUGAAGAUCUGGAGUUUGUUCAGUUCCACCCUACUGGUAUUUAUGGUGCUGGUUGUCUCAUCACUGAAGGAUGUCGUGGUGAGGGAGGCUACCUCAUUAACAGCCAGGGUGAGCGUUUCAUGGAGCGUUACGCUCCAGUAGCCAAGGAUCUUGCAUCUCGUGACGUCGUGUCUCGGUCCAUGACCAUCGAGAUCCGUGAAGGACGUGGCUGUGGACCCGACAAGGACCACGUUUACCUGCAGCUGCACCACCUGCCCCCAGAACAGCUGGCUACCCGUCUGCCUGGUAUCUCUGAGACAGCCAUGGUGUUCGCUGGCGUGGACGUGACCCGCGAGCCCAUCCCCGUGCUGCCCACCGUGCACUACAACAUGGGCGGUGUGCCCACCAACUACAAGGGACAGGUGCUGAAGAAUGACGGCACCGACGAGAUCGUGCGCGGCUUGUACGCCGCCGGAGAGGCUGGUUGCUCCUCCGUGCAUGGCGCCAACCGGCUGGGCGCCAACUCUCUACUCGACCUGGUUGUGUUCGGCCGCGCCUGCGCCCACGCCAUCGCUGAGGAGAACAAGCCCGGAGAAGCUAUUGGACCUCUGAAGGCGAAUGCUGGAGAGGAAUCAGUUGCCAACCUAGAUUCCGUAAGGUAUGCUGAUGGACACACCUCAACAGCUGACUUGCGCCUGAGAAUGCAAAAGUGCAUGCAGACAAAUGCAGCUGUAUUCCGAACUGCUGAGACCCUCCAGGAAGGCUGCAAGCAGAUGGACGCUAUUUACAAAGAACUUAAGGAUCUGAAGAUCUCUGACAGGAGCUUGGUCUGGAACUCAGAUUUGAUUGAGAGUUUGGAGCUACAAAAUCUCCUCCUGAAUGCUAUGCAAACCAUCUACUCUGCAGAGAACAGGAAGGAAAGCAGGGGUGCUCAUGCACGUGAAGAUUUCAAGAGCCGUAUUGAUGAGUAUGACUACUCUAAGCCUCUGGAAGGCCAGACACCUUUACCGGUUGAAAAGCACUGGAGGAAGCACACUCUUACCCGAAUGGACCCUGAAACUGGCAAGGUCACCAUUACUUACAGGCCUGUCAUUGAUCACACUUUGGAUGACAAGGAGUGCAAGACAGUUCCUCCAGCAAUUAGGUCAUAUUAGAUUCUUCAAAUAGUAGAUUUAAUGCAGCUCAAUUCUGCAACAGCACAUGCAUGCCCCAUGAUUGUCUCUGGUGGUAAAAUGUCUAGAUCCAAUCUGUGUGGACCUGUGAAGUGAGCUUUGCUGACUGACUUAUUAUAAAAAAGAUGCAGUUAUGAUUUUGUUGUACAAAAUAGAGGCCAGUGUGAGAACUAUAAAUGUCAUUCUUUUUUCUUGUAUAACUUAAAAUUGUGCUUAUUUUAUCAGUGGUCUGAGAAUCUAUGUACAUUUCUCAUUGUUUUAAACCUUUUACUGAUUACAUAUGUCUCAUCAGUGCACAAAUCUGUUAUUUAGAAUUAAAAUCAGGUAAAGACAUA